Messenger RNA from Adineta steineri, 1620 nucleotides. NCBI's taxonomy places the organism in Eukaryota, Metazoa, Rotifera, Eurotatoria, Adinetida, Adinetidae. The record is from the annotation of a GenBank genome assembly.
AUGGCUCGUCGGAGAUUGGCUUUAGUUUUUGGUAAUGACUCCUAUCCAGUUAACAAAUUAAACUGUUGUAAGAAAGAUGCAGAGGAUAUGACCAUCGAGUUAAGAAAGCUAGAUUUUCAUUGUGGACCGCCACAUGUCGAUCGAAACAAGCGUCAGAUGGACAUUGCCAUUCGGGAUUUUUGUGCAACUAUUAAGGAUGAUGAUUGUGUACUAAUUUAUUUUUCGGGACAUGGAAUGGAAGACAAGGGUAAAAACUAUUUAUUGCCAAUUGAAUACAUACACAAUCCUGAAUUUGAUUGUAUCAAUCUGGAAGAACUAUUAAAACAGUUGAAUAACUGUAGAGAUAAUUUAUUGAAUAUCAUUAUACUCGAUGCAUGUCGUGCUGACAAAGAAAAUAAUACGUGGAAAACGAAGGCUACAAUUGCGGAAAACGACCACGAUCCCAAACCUGCCUUUGGCAAAGCCCUAUCAGGACAUAUCCGUCUACCUAAGAAAUCUCAAUUUGUCUUAAUAUAUUCAGCUGAUCCUGGUACGGUAUCAUUUGCUGACGGUCCUCAUACGAAUGGAAACAGUUAUUUUACACAUUCACUAUUAAAUCAUAUUUCGGCAUCGAAUACAAAGAUAGAAGAUAUGAUGAAAGAAGUCUCAAGAGAAAUAAAAUUUAAGUCAAAACACAGACAACGACCUUGGAUAAAUUUAUGUCUUCAUGAAGAUUUUUAUUUUCAAAAAGAAACAAAAUUCAAUGCAUGGAGACAAAAUGCCAUUAUUGUAGCUGGUGGAAAUGGACAAGGACAAAAAUUACAUCAACUCAAUCACCCUUUUGGAAACUUUAUUGAUAGAAAGAAAAAUAUUUUUAUUGCUGAUCAUUGGAAUCAUCGUAUUGUUGAAUGGAAAUAUAAUGCAAAGGAAGGACAAAUCAUUGCAGGUGGAAAUAGCCAUGGAAAUCGAAUAAGUCAGUUGAAUUAUCCAACAGAUGUAAUUGUUGAUGAACAAAAUCAUUCGAUUAUCAUUGCUGAUCGUGGAAAUAAACGAGUGAUUCGAUGGCUGAAUCAAACUCAACAAAUUCUCAUUGAUAAUAUCUUUUGUUAUGGCUUGGCAAUGGAUAAAAAUGGAUUUCUUUAUGUUUCUGAUAUUGCUAAGAAUGAAGUGAGACGAUGGAAUAUGGGAGAAUAUAAGACUGAAGGAAUUGUAGUGGCAGGCGGAAAUGGAAAAGGAAAUCAACUCAAUCAAUUAUAUUCUCCUACUUUUAUCUUUGUUGAUGAAGAUGAAUCUGUUUAUGUAUCAGAUACUGACAACAAUCGUGUAAUGAAAUGGAGAAAAGGUGCAAAAGAAGGAAUAGUUGUGGCUGGAGGAAAUGGUAAAGGAAGAAAUUGGAAUCAACUGUACCAUCCUGAAGGUAUAGUUGUUGAUCAUUUAGGUCAAAUCUACGUGGCAGAUAGUGAGAAUCAUCGAGUAAUGCGUUGGUCUGAAGGAGACGAAGUAGGUGAACUUGUUGUUGGUGGAAAUGGUGAAGGAAAUCAAUUGGGUGGUCCCUCUGGUUUAUCUUUUGAUGAUGAAGGAAAUCUUUAUGUUGCUGAUUGGGGAAAUCAUCGAAUUGUAAAUUUUGAAAUAAAUUCGUGA